This is a messenger RNA of Echinostoma caproni, 732 nucleotides long. NCBI's taxonomy places the organism in Eukaryota, Metazoa, Platyhelminthes, Trematoda, Plagiorchiida, Echinostomatidae. The record is from the annotation of a GenBank genome assembly.
AUGUUGGCGGCAUCCUAUCUAUUAUUUGAUGUGUUCGAAACUCGUGCGAACGAUAUGCAACAGGCAAAAUUCGAUAUGGAAAUUUUUGAAGGUAUGCAUAAAAUAAUCAAUGUUAACCGUAACCACUUAAUCGCACAUGUACAAGAUUUGAUGAUUUGUGUGAAAUCGAAUGAAACACACGUUUAUUGCAAUGCAGUGAACUAUUUGAUUCUGCUGCCGUAUAUCAGUCAUUGGCCCAAUUUACGAAUACAUUGUGUUCCACAGUCUGAGAUGUCAAAUGUGGAUAAUUUUGAGGAGCAGAAAAUGAUCACCUUUAGACGCAUCACUGAAAAUUGUAAGCGUAUUGCCAUAGCGUACAUGGAUUCGUAUGGAAACACACCUGAAAAAUUCACCAAAAUGUUAAUCGAGGAAUGGCCGAUUGUCCAAAGCUAUGCAUUCGAUAUUACCACCCAGUCUUCCAGGGAAUUUUUCACUCUUUCUCGAGAGAUAGUAAAUGUAUCUAGAGAAAUGCUGCAACUAACAACUCGCUUGGAUCCCGUAUUCAUUGAAACAAUGCUUGUUCGUUCCUUAUUGGCAUUCACUGGUACAUUAGAGACCGUAUACCGCCUUGUGGACGCUUACGUCGAAUCGAAAGACCAGUCUAACAAGGUGAAAUUAUUGGAGCCGUUGAUGAGCACCUACCUACAUCCGAAUAUGUUGGGCGGAGAAACGAAUCGGUACUCCAGCGGUUGA